AUGCCAGGGAUGUCUAAGCCCCAAAGGAUCUCGCGACUCAGCGCAAACACCGCAACGGACACAGAACGGUGGCAAGCAAUCACUACCCGCGACAUCACAGCCAACGCCUUCGUCUAUGCCGUACUCACCACAAAGAUAUACUGCCGCCCCUCGUGUCCAGCACGACUAGCCCGCCGCGCGAACGUCCUCUUCUACGACACCCCGUCGCAAGCCGAGGAAGCAGGCUUCCGGCCUUGCAAGCGCUGUCGGCCGCAUUCGGGUCAGACGGCGGCUCAAAAUAAUCCUCAAACAGCCGUGGUUGAGAAAGCAUGCGAGUCAGUCAGAAACAUCCUAUCAGCAGGGCUGAAACCGAAGCCAAGAGAUCUGGCAGCGCAGGCGGGCUUGACGUCCAGUCAUUUCCACCGUGUGUUUAAGAAACAUGUGGGCGUUACGCCCGGUCAAUAUAUCGAUCGACUUGUGCAGGACAAAUCGUGUUCGCCGGUUUCGUUGGCCUCUGAUGCUUGUUUUGGAGGUGAAACAGUAUGCCUGUGCUCUGAGGAAGGGAAGGAGAUUCUAGAUCAUGGUAAAACAAGUGAGGAGGCGGCUUGGCCGCCGGUGGCUGGGGCUGCUUCCCCGGGGUGGAUGGAAGGUGCCUGGAAUGAGUUCGAUGCGCUGCUGGCGUCAGAGCAGGGACAAAUGUUGGAGCCUGGGGGGUUAUUUGUUGAGCCUCAGUUGCUGGUGAGGUCCAGUGGUGAUGUUUCGAUGGGACUCUGUGAGUCUGACAUGAUCGGUCCUGAAUGGAUGAAUGGAUGA
Messenger RNA from Penicillium bovifimosum, 792 nucleotides. It is a transcript of the gene mpt, whose product is annotated as putative DNA repair and transcription factor Ada. The record is from RefSeq and is a predicted model, not a curated record. Gene Ontology annotation, molecular function: sequence-specific DNA binding; DNA-binding transcription factor activity; methyltransferase activity. NCBI's taxonomy places the organism in Eukaryota, Fungi, Ascomycota, Eurotiomycetes, Eurotiales, Aspergillaceae. Gene Ontology annotation, biological process: DNA repair; regulation of DNA-templated transcription. The transcript has a single exon. The coding region runs from base 1 to 792 and encodes 263 amino acids.